AUGGAAGAACUUGGCGACGCUCUCGCUAACGUUACAGUCACAGCUGUCGCUGCAGCUAAUAAAGACACUCAUGUCCUUCCGAUUCAUUCGCCGACCUUCAUAGGCCUCCCUGCCGAGCUUCGAUUGGAGAUCUACAAUAUUGUUGAGGCAUUGCAGCCCCGAGGCCACAGAGGCUGGCGCGUGGCGGAUUGCGUUGCGGUGUUUCGCGAUCGCAGUGCCAUCAACACCCCUGACCUCGCCGCACUAGCUCGAACGUGUAGGCUUGUCAACGGAGAAGUGCACGAUAUGCUAUAUGACCAGGCGUUUCAGAUCGAGUUCGCCACCACCUUUAGCCAGAAGACAACCAUACCAAUGGAGCUCCCGACACACACUGGGCUUGACUUCCUUCGCUAUGCCACAGGUGUCCACCUCCAGAUGGACCUUACAUACCGUCCCGGCGGAGCCUUUGCUUCGGAGUUCCCGCGACCUGGGUGUACUGUUCUCGAGUUCCGGACAUUGAAGAACAUCAUCGACGCUCUGGACAACAGUCCGGCGCUACGCUCCUUCUCUUUCGAUCCCCUGGCAACUGGGCGCGGCUCCAGCGAUCCAGCAUACGGGUAUGAAGGGUUCAAGGACACACUGGAAAGUCUACAUUCAGGAAACACCAAGAGCGGGGCUCGCGACGGCAAGAGCCAUAAGGAACGAGAGCUUGAUUAUUCUCAGGUGGUGCUUUUGGUGUGCAAGCUCUUGCUUGGUUCUCGGUGUGGCGGGGAUGAUGAUGAGUUCUUCAAAUUGAUCGCUGGGAGCACGACGACGUUUUUCCCGUUGGCAGGGCUUGUGGAGGGGUAUCAAGAAUCUGAGUAUUUCAACGCAGUAAAUGUAAAACAUCACAUCAGUCCCCCACCUCCGUUGCUCCUGGAGACUAUUCGCUCGACUAAAGACACUCAAGAAGCGCGCAACCAACAUGACAGCCUAACAGCAACGACCAAGCCAGACAUUCCGCCGUCGCUUCUCGUGGCCACGAAUAUAAUGGCUUCCAGCUCCACAGCCACGGACAAUGGCGCAGCGGACGCAAACAACAAAACUUCACAAACCGACGACCCGCCGCUCCUCAAAAUUCCUCCGGAGGUGAGGCUGAACACCCACGAACAAGUCGAGGCUCUCCAACAGUUGACGAGGCCCAAUAACCGCAGCGGGUUUCAGGCCAUCAAUGACUACGUUGUGAUGAACCGCUUCUGCUGCCGUCGCUCUGCAUUCGACGCUCUCCUUGCACUCAGUCUGACAUGUCACUCUACCAAUACGGAGAUACAUGGUUUAUUAUACGGCCGGACAUUCCAACUGCGCGUCACCGACAGGAAAUUUGACCACCUCACCAUGCCGAGCGGACUGCCACCGAAUGCUGGGCUGAAGUUCCUCCACCACGUCAAGUACCUCCACGUGGACUUCGAGAUCUCCACUCGACAAAGCCCUCGUUCCGUGGCACAUCACCUCCACUGCUUGGAGAGCGUCAUCAUCGCCCUCAGAACCAGCACGGCGCUUCGCACUAUCUCCUUCGGCGUCCUAGCUGGCACUAUCGAUCAACGAGCUACGUUCGCAUUUAAGCAUAUUCUCCUGGAUCUUCGGCGAACGAUCAUGCGCAAUGGGGUGAAAGGAACAACAAUGAAGGAGAGGCAGCUCGAUUAUGCUCAGUCUGUGGCGGAUACUAUCAAGCGCAUGCUCUUUCAGCACAAAGGGGAUGAGGAACGCUUCUUCGAUUAUCUUGCCAAAUUGGAGGAGGACGUGCAGUGA
Messenger RNA from Saxophila tyrrhenica, 1767 nucleotides. RefSeq lists its product as uncharacterized. The coding region runs from base 1 to 1767 and encodes 588 amino acids. The transcript has 2 exons. Lineage: Eukaryota; Fungi; Ascomycota; Dothideomycetes; Mycosphaerellales; Extremaceae. The record is from RefSeq and is a predicted model, not a curated record.